AUGCAAGCAUUGAAAGAUAGAGAAAUCACAAGUUGGGAGAAAAUUCUCAUAUUGUUAGAUGUGCCUGCAGAUUUUCCUCCUUUCUCAAAAUUAGGCUACAAUGAAGAAGAGAACGUGCCGUUCAGACCUGCUCACGCCUGUCUGUUGGUAGUGGAUAAGCCACGCUUAAGCAUGAGAUUAUAUGAUGCGAAUAAUUCGCAUCACAAUAGCAGAACAGAAUUGCCUCAUCUUAAGUGUUUUUAUGAACUAGGAGUGGCCCUAGUAAAAGCAUUUAAAGAGUAUUUGGACUUGGAUUUCACGUUUGAAGCUAUUGAAGGACCAUCCAAAUGUAAAGCUAGUGCGAACAAGAAAGUCCAACAAGCAUCUAAUAAUAAUGAUUGUGGGGUUUUCUGCAUUUUUUUCGCGAGAUUUGAAUUGUACGAGUUUUCUAAGGUUGCUCUAGCAAAUUUAAAGAAGCGAGUAUUGAACCUUGAAAACAUUACACCGCCGCCUAAUACUUCCACAAAUGUUUCCAUUUUCACUGAGACGUUCCAAAACGUUAACAUCAGAUCCCCCAAUUCAACCACGAACGGUUCCUUUAUCGGGGAAGCGUUCCAAAGCACCAGCGUAAACUCGCACAAUUCCAUCAAUCCCAACACAAAUAAUGGCUCCCUUUUCGCCGAAACGAUUCAAAACGCUAACGUCACCUCGGCCAAUCCGGACCUCAUAUUUUUUAACCGAGUCCCCAAAGUAGGGAGCACCAUGAUGAUAAAUCUGAUCAGAAGACUGUCCUUCCGAAAUGGGGUCGCCUUCUUUCAAGACGCCGCCCACCCCGGGAUGCAGGCCAGGCUGAAUUGUGCCCAGGAAGCCGACCUUGCUCACCUCCUCUGCCAGCUGCCCAAACAAUCUCCUAGCGUGUACACUAAGCAUGUCGCCAUGGUCAACUUUGCGCGUGGAGGGGGUGGUUGCGACCACGUCGUGUACAUUAACAUGGUGCGGGAUCCCGUCGAGCGGAUGAUUUCAUGGAUUACUACAUGCGGUUGGGAGGGGUUAGAAACUUUGUCGCUAGAUUUUUCCUCCUGUGUGCUCCAAAAUGAUGACGAGUGUCGAUUUGAGGGGGCACAUGAAAAUGUGUGGAGUCAAAUGAUGUUCUUUUGUGGGAUGGAUGAGCGGUGCAACGAGAAGAACGGUGCGUGGGCGUUGAGCAGAGCGAUGGAAAACGUGGACAAAUAUUAUUCCGUGGUGGGCGUCUUGGAGGAACUCGACCUCAGUCUGGAAGUCUUUGAGGCCUACAUCCCCCGUGUUUUUGCCGGUGCAAGGGAAACUUAUCUCAAAAACAAGGAAACGAUGGUCUCUAUUAAUAAAAAUCAGGAGAAACCCAACAUUCCCGAAGAAGUUAAGCAGCUAGUCCGUGACGAAAUGGGAAAUGAGGUCAGGUUCUACGAAUUUUGCAAACAAAGGUUGCAUCGACAGGCAAAAUUUGCAAAAUUAGUGGUAACAUAAAAUAAGCAAGGUUUGCUAAAUAACGGAUCUGAGUAUAUAGAAAAUAUGUAAAAAUUAGGAUAUCAAAAUUAUGCAAAACAUUAUAUUCCAGAGUAGGGUAUACCCCAAAAGUAUGUAGCAGAUGAAAUAUAAAGGGUGUUAAUAAAG
Molecule: messenger RNA, 1629 nt
Organism: Folsomia candida
Lineage: Eukaryota; Metazoa; Arthropoda; Collembola; Entomobryomorpha; Isotomidae
Product: heparan sulfate 2-O-sulfotransferase pipe-like
Exons: 4
Coding region: 1-1482 (493 amino acids)
Biological process (GO): proteolysis
Cellular component (GO): membrane
Molecular function (GO): cysteine-type peptidase activity; sulfotransferase activity
Source: RefSeq, a predicted model, not a curated record